This is a messenger RNA of Penicillium antarcticum, 753 nucleotides long. RefSeq lists its product as uncharacterized. The record is from RefSeq and is a predicted model, not a curated record. The transcript has a single exon. NCBI's taxonomy places the organism in Eukaryota, Fungi, Ascomycota, Eurotiomycetes, Eurotiales, Aspergillaceae. The coding region runs from base 1 to 753 and encodes 250 amino acids.
AUGACUACUAAUACCACAACUACCAACUUUGAUGUCAAGGAGCAGGUCCAUUCUUCUACCUUGUCUGUCGCCUCCUGCAGUACUCUAUGCACACUUCAUGAAAGUACUUCCUUUCAACCAUCGCGUAUCUUGACUGUCAAUGCGCAAGGCAUCGCGGCUUUCCGUCUUCCUUUGCCAUCUCGACAGAUGAAGAUUGUCAUCUACAAUACAGAUGGCAGCGAAGCCUAUGUCUCCACGCGCGACAAACGCUGGUCAGGCGAUGCGGUCUUGUCACACCCCAAUCGCGGCGAUAUUAUCCGCACCGAGUACUUCUUUGGUCCGAACCGUGAUCCGGUUUUGCAUAUUCUGCAGGCUGCUGAUCUCCCCUCUGUGACUGUCACCGGGAAAUGGACCUCCCGCGCCGCGCGGUUCGAGAUGCCUGGAGGCAAGUGUUUGGAAUGGGAAUAUGCCAAGGAGAAACGACCAGAUGGCCAGAAAGUGAACCUCCUUGUUCUGAACGCGAUUGCAGAAAAGGCCGACAGUCAAGAGCACAUCCGACUUGCACAGCUAGUCCGAGGCUCAGAUUCUCGGACACCGGGCACAUCACGCUGUACUGCGGGCAAUGGCGGGGAAUUGCAGAUUGAUGAGGCAGCUUUGCAGUCACUUGGAUUGGACGAGGCACUCAUUGCUGCCACUUGCUUGAUGAUGCUGAAGAAGGAAAUUGACCGACGAAGGAUGAUCCAGAUGGCAGUCAUCGGCGGGGCUGGAAGUUGA